AUGAAAAGCGAAUUGCAUCUUUGCCUCGUUUUCUCUGUUUUUCUCACCACUUUACCACAACUUGAUGGUACUGCUAUACCUAACUCUAAGCAAGAAAGGAAAAAGGUUUUAAUCCUUGGAGCAGGAGCUGCAGGGAUCACCGCAGCUAUGACCCUUUACGAUCAAGGCAUCACAGAUUUUCUUGUAUUGGAGGCUCAAGACUACAUUGGUGGCCGAAUAAAGUCAGUGCCCUUUGCUGGCAAGAAUAUCGAGGAAGGAGCAAACUGGAUUCACUUCCUGGAAGAAAAGGAAAAUCCUCUUCUUCCUUUACGCGACAAGUACAACUUAACAGGAUAUUUGUCUAAUUUUAGCGACUUUUGUAUGAGGUGAGUUUAAUACUCGGAGAACUUAAACAAAACGUUGUCAACAAGAACUUCGGUUUUUUAUGACAGAUGAAGAAAUAAUCACAUCCACCGCUUUUUUCUCUGUUUAACUUAUAGGGUGUGCUAAAAACAAAAAAAAAUACCACAGUAAGAAAUAUCCUUUUUUACAUGAGCUCUAAUUGUAACAUUUUCUUGGUAACUUAUUCAUUUAUUUAUUCAUCGCGCGUUAAUGUCAGUUGUAUCAGCUGUCGAUUGCAUCUUUUCAUUCACGAUAGCCCAAAGAGCUAGUCAGAUGAAACGUUCGAAACUACCCUAUAGUAAAAACAGAAAUCUAGUUCAGCACUGAGAUUCGACCUCGUUUCCAACAAGUUUAUAUACCCUGAAUAUGUGAAAAUCAGAGACCCCUUUCCGAACAAAACCAAAGAUAAGUUAAAGAAAGCAAAUCGUGUUCGAUUUAGUUUUUCGGGUCUCUGGUCACCUUAUGUGAUAUUUCUGGGACAAACGAUCAUAUUUACACUGAGCCUGGUUACCAAAAUACUGGUUGGUUACAAGUCGUACUUGCAAAAAUGCCUUUUUUUUAAUUAGCAGGGCCAGUCGAUGGGCGCGGUGGGGCGGCCGGGGGGGGGGGGGGGGGGUUGGGUUUGUGAGGGUGGUGGGGGGAAGCGCAUCGCUGUAUUAGAUUACCUAAAAUUUGGAGUUCACCGGGUUUCGUUUGAAUUUGAAUUUGGGAUAAGACAAUGCUUUUAUACAUGCUACCUGAAUUCUGCUUUUCUUGGAAACGAUUGGAAUUUAUGUUUUUGCUAUGUAUUUUACAAUCCGUUUGCUUCUGGAGCCUAGUCGUUCUGGCUAAAAAUACAGUUUUGUACCUCUAAUACGUUUUUUUAAAAGGUAGCCCCCUAGCGGAUAUGAAAAAAUAAAGUGCAUCGUUAUUCAGAAAAAAGAUGUGAUCGAAAAUACGAGGAGCAUUUGUCGUACUUAUGUACAAUGCAUAAAUUAUAGACUACGAUUUAAAUAGCAAUUUCUAAAAGAAGGUUAUAAAUUGCAUCUGCACGCAGCACUUUAUAACCUUAAUUAAAGUUAAAUCAUAGUGUAUAAUGUAUGCAGUGUAAAUAAGUGAGACAAAUGCUCCUCGUAUUCUUAGUUAAGAAUAUGUGACAUCAAACCUUUCACGGUUUCACAAUAUUAACUAAGUUAGCUUUUGUGCCUUGAUUCAGUUUGGUUUGAUUUGAAUCAAAAUAUUCCGAUGUCAGAUUAUGUUUACGAGAGCAUCAUCUCAUGUAGGUUGCAUUGCCAAAUCUCGCUCCUUACCCGCCUUUGUAAAUACCUCUAUGAUUCGAUUAAAAAAAAAAUGCCAGCAACUCCUGUCAGUGUGACAGAGUAGCCACUAAAGAAGAAAACCAUGUAAGUCCAUCCGAAGACACGACAAAAUAAAGAAGUCAAUCAUGUUAGAACUCGGCGACUCAACCACAACACAUGGUUGAGCCAUCGUUACAAUGGUAUGCUGUAUUGCACCGAAGUGAGGCAAAAUGUCCUUCUAACACCUGGGGAGGUUUAAACUGGUAUUGAAUGAAACUUCUUUUUCUCAAAUGCAUGCAACGCUUAAUACUGAGGAAAUACCAUGUGCAUGUUUAUUGUUCAUUAUGUUUAUUUUUGAAUUCGCUCUAGAUCUGUAACAAAGGCCUAGCUAUCGAAGCAUCAUCAGUUUCUUUAAUCCUUUUAAGCGUAUGACCAAGUUACUUCAUUAACUCAGAAUUGAUAAAAUCAAAUUUAUGUGUUUCGUUCCCUCACUGACGCAGCCCACAAAUUCAGAAAUAAACUAAAUAAUCGUUAAUAAACGGCAUGUACAGUUGAUAGAUUGCAGGUAGAAUUCGUUUUCAGGUUAAUCUACAUAUUUAAAUCGGACUCUUGCCCCCCAGAAGACACGUGGUGUGGUGUGAUUCUGUGGGUGUUGAGAGUUCUGGGUCAGAGUUUUCUCUGGAUGUUGCGCCAUACUGACGAGCCCCAAAAAGGGCGAAACAGCUGUCUAUGGCUACAAUCCCGCUCUGAUUUGAGUUCGUUCGGUGUCUUGUUGAUGACGACUUGCAGAGUUAAUUUUCACGUAGUACGAUUAGCAUUGCAGUAUUAAUUCUGCUUGCAGAAUUUAAUAUGUCUACAUUAUUAUUUUUGCUGAUCAGGUCUUUAUAGAUCGUACGUACGUUCUUCGGCAUAUUCGUUUGUGGUCCUUUGCAAGCCUUUUUGGUUAAUGUUUGUAAUCUACAUAUUGUAGUAUUCACCCUAGUUUAAUUCUAGCCCGAGAAAACAGACGACAUUUCGCGUCGCCACCAAAGGUUUCCUGACAUCAUUUCGCGCUGGGGAAACCGUUGCUGGCGUCGCAAAAUGUCGUCUGUUUUUUCAGGCUAGUUCAAUUCAGGAUUUCCUUGAUUUCCUAGCCCUAUCAUGAUUCUUACUGUACAAGACAAAGGAAAUACUGGAGCGGAUUAUAGCAACAACAAACACGCUCUACAAUUGAUUUUGCACAUUUUCUUGUUAUGCCGAGGUGUCCUUUUUUUUCCACAGAAACGACUCCGGCCAAGAUGUAACUGAUCUGCGUACGUACAGUGAAUGGAAGAAAGUAAGCGAAAAGUUAUUUGCGAUGGGUAAGAAAAGGGGAGAGGAAGAUCAUCCUCCCAGAGAUAUGCCGGUCUCAGUUGCGCUAAAGCUUCUCGGUUGGAUAUCAGACACUCCAGCAAAGAAAACAUUGUCUUGGUUUGACCUCGAUUUUGAAUAUGGUGAUGGCGAGAAAGGAACUUCUCUGAACAACAUGGGAUUUCCUCCUGAGAAGGAUUUCUUCGUCACUGAUCAAAGAGGCUACUGGACGCUGUUCAGUGACUUUUACAAGUCUUUCCAAGACAAAAUCUUGCUGAACAAGGUUGUUCAGAAGAUUCGGUAUUCCAAUGACAGCGUUACAGUUGUUACAGCUGGCGGAGAAGUCUUCAGUGCAGACUACGCUUUGUCCACGUUCAGUUCUGGCGUUCUUGGCAGCAGUUUUAUAAUGUUCAGACCCCCCUUACCAAAGUGGAAGAGAGAAGCAAUUUAUCGUUUUAGACCUGUUUACUUCACAAAGAUUUUCCUGAAGUUCCCAUAUGAUUUCUGGGAUGAUCAUGAAUGGAUUAUGCAUGCCUCCCAAAAACCAGGCAAUUUUCCAACUUUCUACGACCUGAAUCGGCCAGGAUUCUUUCCUGGCUCCAACCUUCUUUUCACGGUGGUAACUGGAGAUGAAGCACUGAGAAUAGAAAAGCAAAGCGAUUUGAAAACAAAGAAAGACGUGAUGGAUGCCCUACGAAAAAUGUAUGGAAACACGAUACCGGAAGCGACAGGUAAGUAGCGUCCUUUUGGUCCUUUCUCUCACUUCAGGUAAGCUACCUGAAGAUCAAAAUAAGAUCAUUUUAAUUUAUUUCAAGCAUCUAUUGAACUACAUGUUCUAUUGUAUGUCGCACUAUAUGUUCUUUAGUUUGCUGGUGGCAGUCUCAGCCAGGCUUUUAAAACAACCUGUCUGCGAAUGUCCUUAUCAGAGUCGAAUGAAUCGUGAAACAUGAGUGAAUGCUGAGUCAGUCAGGUUAUUGAUGAAUAACUGAUCAAUAGAUAGGUCAAUAAAGUCUUGAUAUUAUUUCAUCUGCCACUUGUGAAGCCAUGAUGUUUGUUAAGUCUUCGUUAAUCAACUUUGUAGAUACUCUUUAGGUUUUAUUAUUAUUAUUAUUAUUAUAAUCAUCGUCAUCAUUAUUAUUACUAUCAUCAUUAUUACUAUUAUAAUUAUUUAUUUUGAUAAAUCAUUUUAGCAUUUAUUUAUUAUUGACACUUUUUUCACCUGACGUACUGUAUCCUAAUCCUUUCAUCCAAUGUUUAUUGGUUGUAAAGAAUUAUAAGGCUUCACUGAAGAACCUCGUGUUUGCCUUGAAGUUCACAGUGUAUCGUUCACCUUAUAAGCAGUGUUCCUUUAUAUAGCAUUUGUUUACUAUUUCUUAUAUCACGAUUAGAUAUCCACGUCAGCAAAUGGUCACAAAACCCAUUCGUGCGCUGUGCAUGGACAGAUCCUGUGGUGGGAACGAGCUGGGGACACUACGAAAACAUGUCCGGUCGACUUAGGAACCUUUUUUUCGCCGGUGAGAGCAUCAGUGAUGAAUAUUAUGGCUACGUUCAGGGAGCGCUCUUUACUGGGCGCGAUAAAGCGGUUGAGAUCACCAACUGCAUCAAGGGAGGAGCGUGUAAAGCAUACAAGCCCGCCAAAGAAGAAAUAUGA
Porites lobata is the source of this 4638-nucleotide messenger RNA. The record is from the annotation of a GenBank genome assembly. Lineage: Eukaryota; Metazoa; Cnidaria; Anthozoa; Scleractinia; Poritidae.